Symbiodinium pilosum is the source of this 1785-nucleotide messenger RNA. Lineage: Eukaryota; Dinophyceae; Suessiales; Symbiodiniaceae. The record is from the annotation of a GenBank genome assembly.
AUGUCAGCCCCUGCUUGUCCUGCGCCCAACGGGACCAAUCACGAGAAGCUCCAUGAAGUCAGCGAGUCGUUUGCCCUUCCGUUCUGGCCCCUUUUUGCCUGGACGGGGAUCUUCGUAGGCUUGUACAUGUUCCUGAUCGCUGCCACGGAGCUUAGCCGUUUUAUUAAGUAUGUCACGGCCUUCACGGAGAACAUUUUUGCGACUUUUAUUGGUACGGUCUACAUCAACGAUGGCAUUCAGGGCAUGAUCCGCGUCUGGAAUAGUGGCACGUCGGAUGUCGCAGCUAGGAAGCUGUUGGUUUUUAACAUGACCCUGGGCUGCACCGCGCUGGCCUACUACCUUAGCAACAUCCCCAGCACCUCCUGGGGCACCUUCACCAUCCGCAAGGUCCUCUCAGAUUACGCGCUCACCAUCUCAGUUUUCGUGCUGGCGAUCGUGGGAGCAGUGCUCAACGCAAACUUCUUUGCUGUUGACUUCAUUGACACAUCAAGCACAGGCUUCACCACGACGGAUGGCCGUCAGUGGACUACGGAUAUGGGCGCCAUCUCUGGGCUCGGAGUCCUUGCUGCGGCUAUUGCAGCCAUCCCCAUUGUGAUGUUUUUCUACCUGGACCAGAAUAUCUCCAGCCUGAUGUGCCAGAAGCCAGAGCAGAUGCUUGGGAAAGGAGCCUAUUUCCACUCCUCCUUUGCUUGCAUGGCGCUCUUCAACAUUCUGGGACCAAUCUGGGGCUUGCCCUUUGUCACCGGCUCUUUGCCACACUCGCCUCAGUUCGUUAGCGCCAUGACAGAGACGGAUGAGGAAUACCGGCCGACAGGUGUGGUGGAAAAUCGUGUGGCUCCCUUCGUUGGUUACCUUUUGAUGGGCGUCGCCCUCUUUCUGCCGGACUUGUUGAACAAGCUGCCUGAGACCGCUGUGAGCGGCGCACUCAUCUUCGUUGGCCUCAAGGCAGCCCUGGGCACCCAGCUUUGGGAGCGAUUCUUGUUGAUCUUCACCGACCCAUACAAGUCGCGAUCGGGUAAGGGCUACAGCCACGUGCCCCUGAAGACCGUCCAUCUCUUCACCUUGGUACAGAUCCUGAUGGUGGUUGGCUGCUGGCUCUGCAACAUCUACAUCGGGUUGGGUUUCCCUGUCUUUGUAGCCCUCUUGAUUCCGUUCCGCUUCAAAAUCCUGCCGCUGCUCUUCUCGAAUGAGGACAUCGACGCACUCCUUGCAGAGGAGGAGCCGCCCCAGAAGAGCGCGUCGGACCCCGACAAGUCGGACAGCAUUCAGAAUGCUGACGGUGCCGACAUGGAGAAAGCCGACGGAGCUCAAAAGGGCCGCGCGGUCGUAGAGUGGACGCUCACUCGCGGCCCAGACUCCGGGGCGACGAAGUAUGUUAUCGAUGAGGAGCUCUUCAGUGAGGCUAAGUUCACCAUGAUCAUCGACGGUUGGUCUGCUCCUCUCUCGGCAGGCAACUUCCUCGACUUGGUAAACCGCAAGUUCUACAACGGGCUCACCAUUCAACGUGCUGAUGGAUUCAUCAUCCAGACCGGGGACCCUGGUGCAGACAAGGGCAACGGCUUCUCGCCGGGUCCUGGCCAGCCGAUCCGGACUAUUCCGCUGGAAGUCGGCCUACGAGGAAGGAAAGAGGCUCUCUAUGGUGAGACCGUGGAUGAGGCUCGACUCGUGGGCACGGAGGUGAAGAUCCCGUUCCAGGCUGAUGGAACGUUCUCCCUUGCACGGAGGGAGUUCGACAACGACUCGGCCGACCACUUGGGUUUCCCUUAUGUUGUGAACAGGAUUUAA